CUUGCGCAUAAUUCAGAGAAAAGAUGAUUUGAUAAGUCUGUGACGGAAUUGUCAAAAUCAGGGGGUCGAAAAGAAAGUAUCCUUAGCAAAACAUUCUCUUGAGAGUAAGAAAAUUAUGUUUAAUUUCCAGUUAAUGGAAAGAAUUUCCCAUAUAAUAUGAAUAAUAGUGGAAUAUCUAGUGAAUAUAAUCAAAAUUGAAUUUCUUCAUAGUGUUUAAUUAGCCAAACAAUGAAUUUAGAAGAUUCGGGGGGCAGCCUAGUUCUCGGAGGCGAGACAGUGUAUGGAACUCAUGAAGAUUCCCACGUAGUUAUGUCUGAAAAAGUACAGUCAUUGGCAGGUAGUAUAUACCAGGAGUUUGAAAGAAUGAUAGCAAGAUAUGAUGAGGAUGUGGUUAAAACAUUAAUGCCCCUGCUAGUUAAUGUUUUGGAAUGUUUAGAUGCAGCUUAUCAACAAAAUCAGGAACAUGAUGUUGAAUUAGAGUUACUUCGAGAAGAUAAUGAACAACUAGUAACUCAGUAUGAACGAGAAAAAGGCGCGAGAAAGACAUCAGAACAAAAAUUAUUAGAAUAUGAAGAUGCAGCAGAAGGAGAACGCAAGGAGAUGACGACACGCUUAGAAGCUCUCGAAAGUAUUGUUAGAAUGCUGGAAUUAAAACACAAAAAUUCUAUGGAGCAUGCAGGUCGCUUAGAAGAAAGAGAAACUGAAUUGAAAAAAGAAUAUGCAAAGUUACAUGAAAGAUAUACAGAGUUGUUUAAAACACACGUAGAUUAUAUGGAAAGAACCAAAUUGUUACAUUCUAGUCAGCAAUUAGCCAAUGAAAGGACUGAUCCAGGACGAUUGAAUUCAAAUCGUUUAAAUGUUGGAAGAAGUUCAGGACCAAUAUCUUUUGGUUUUGAAUCACUUGCGAAUGCUGAAAUAGUCGAUAGUGUACCAUCUUCUCCUAUAAGUAGUGCUCAUUCUUCACCUAGCUUACAUAGUGAACUGGACAAUGUUAGAGAUGGGGUUCUUAAAGUUGAAAGAGGUCAGGCAACUGAUACCAUAAAUCUAGAAAAUAAAUCUGUAAUUACAUCACCAGUUACACCGCAACAACCAAUGCAAAAUAACAAUAGUCGAAUAAAUACCAAAAGGGAGCAAAGGAGCGGCAAUACAUUGUAUCAAGAGUUGAGUUAUCAUGACGUUGAUGCAGAUGAUGACUCCGGAGAUAUCACAGGCGGUUGGGUCCAUCCAGGAGAAUAUGCAUCUUCAGUCAACGAUAACUUUUAUGGUAUGGGGAAAGAAGUUGAGAAUUUAAUAAUGGAAAAUAACGAGCUAUUAGCAACUAAGAAUGCCUUGAACGUAGUAAAAGACGAUUUAAUUGUGAAGGUGGAUGAAUUAACUGGUGAAAUCGAUAUGUUACGAGAAGAAAUUUUAUCAUUGAAUGUUUCCAGAACGAAGCUUAAAGAGAGAAUAAGUGAUUUGGAAGAUGAAUUGAGAAAAGUUAAAGAAGCAAACGAAGCGAAACAAGAGGCCGAUGACGAAGCUGACAUACCAAUGGCUCAAAGAAAAAGGUUUACGAGAGUUGAAAUGGCCAGAGUUCUCAUGGAACGUAAUCAAUAUAAGGAACGUUUUAUGGAACUUCAAGAAGCGGUUCGUUGGAGUGAAAUGUUGAGAGCAUCAAAAAAUGAUGCGCCAUUCGAGAAAAACAGUAAUAAAAGUAUUUGGAAAUUUUUUAGUAAUCUAUUUUCCGGAAACGAUAGAGUUCAAAGACCGAUGAUGAUUCCUCAAUUGAGGUACCAAACGGUGUCGAAUCAAGUAACACCAGGUAUUAAAGCUUUACCUCGUAUUCCUCGCCACGAUUUGGAAACCGAAAUUGGUGUGGAUAAACUGGCGGCGAGAAAAGCGAUAGAAAGAAAAGAACAAUAUCGACAAGUUAGAGCCCACGUGAAAAAAGACGACGGUAGACUACAAGCUUACGGAUGGAGUUUACCUGGUAAAGUGAAUUCUUCUUCCGCUUCACAAGGAAGACAAAGUAGUGGAGGUGUACCGGUACCAGUGCCUGUAUAUUGCCGUCCAUUAGCGGAAACUACACCAGAAAUGAGGAUUUGGUGUGCUGCGGGUGUUAACUUGAUGGGCGGUUAUACCAAAGAUGGAGGAUUGAUGGUAGGUGGUAGCGUGUUUUACACCGAAGAACCCAAACCACCUUCUCCGAAACCACAGAAUGAGAUGGAACUAAUCGAUCAAGAAUUGAAUAAUGGCAAAGAAGGUGCUUUAUUGGAAACGCGACUUUCCUCUUAUGUAUGGAUUUGUACUACUACUCAAGUGAUAAGUAAUAAUUCUCAAACUCAGUCAGCUAGUCUAGUAACCAUUAUCGACGCCAACAAUCCUGCGGAACUACUUAACAGCUUCGGAGUUUGUUCGGGACACGUUCUUUGUAUUGCCAGUGUACCGGGUGCUAGUCCAAGCGAUUACGAAGAUAAUAUGCCAAAAAUCGAAUGCGAAUUUAGUAGUAACGUUAAUGAUUUAGAUAAAAAUAAUCUUUCAGUUGUAGGUAAUAAUCCUGAUAGUAAUGAUAAGGAAAAGGAUGCAACUCAAAACGAAGAAAGUACUCGUCAGGAAUUAUCUGAUAAUCCUGCUGCUAGUAAAAUGACUAUGAGGAAUCAAGAAGAUCAAGAAGAAAUGGCAUCGCUUGGGAAAAUUAUUUUUGUUGAUCGCGAUGAUUCUGUAGUAAACCGACGAGACAAAUAUGCCAAACAGGAAAAAAUUAAUUGUGAUAAUGCUAAAGAUAAAGUAGAUGAAAAUAAUGCAUCAAAUAGUACCGAUGAUAACAAAAGCGAAGAUCCGAAUUUAAAUGAUGAAAAUAAUUCGAAAAAUACUCAACAAUCCGAAAAUGAUGAUAUUCAAAACGAAGAAGUUCCAAGUCAUGAUAUCAUGUCUAGUGUAUUGGCUACAAUGUGGAUGGGAGACGAAAACGGGAAUAUUUACGUUCAUUCGUCGGUAGCUAAUUGGGCACAAUGUCUCCAUACAGUUAAAAUGAAAGAUGCAGUUAUAUCUAUAGUACACAUAAAAGGAAGGGUAGUUGUGGCUAUUGCUUGCGGACAAGUAGCCGUAUUUAGAAGAGAUCCAGAGGGCGAAUGGGAUUUAUCGAGGUAUCACCUUGUACAACUCGGACUUCCACAUCAAUCGGUACGUCAAUUGGCUAUUGUGGGAGAUAAAGUUUGGUGUGGAUAUAGAAAUAAAAUUCACGUUCUGCAACCUCACGAUUUAAAAAUUGUUCAUACUCUGGAAGCUCAUCCUAGACGAGAAAGUCCGGUGAGACAAAUGGCGUGGUUGGGUGAAGGUGUUUGGGUAUCGAUACGUUUGGAUUCCACUCUUAGGUUAUAUAAUGCACAUACCUAUCAGCAUCUCCAAGACGUUGAUAUCGAACCAUACGUUAGUAAAAUGUUGGGUACUGGUAAAUUGGGUUUUUCUUUAGUUCGAAUAACUAGUCUUCUUAUAUCUUCUAACCGGCUGUGGAUAGGAACCAGUAAUGGAGUAAUAAUAUCGGUACCGUUAUCAGAUAGUAAUAGUGCAACUGGUGCUGUGGUUUCAAGAGGGAACGCUUUACCCGUCAGAGUUCCACCUGUACCGGGAAGUUACAUACCUUAUUGUACUAUGGCGCACGCUCAGCUCAGUUUUCACGGUCACAGAGAUAACGUGAAGUUCUUUGUAGCUGUACCCGGAAGUGGAGGUAUGAGUGCUGCCUCGACUCCUUCCGAAGCUAUGUCUGCUUCAGUGUCAUCUGUCGGUAAUAAUUUAAAAAAUCCUUCAGCCAUGCUAGUUAUUUCGGGUGGGGAAGGUUACGUUGACUUCAGAAUUGAAGAUGAUGAACCUAAGGACGGAGCAUCUCAUCUACUCGUUUGGCAACUACUAACUGAUAUUCCUGGGAAUCCUAUGGGGUGAUGAAAUGGAAGAGAGUAUUAUAAGUAAUACAGAAACGGGAUUAUCAGAGGAAGUACAAUCAGGAAGCAAUUCAAUAAAAUCAAACGAUUUGAGCCACCUAAUAGUGUGGCAAGUAUCAACGACUUAACACAAAUGGUGCUAAGGAACAAACAGCAAAUAUUUAUUAUUUAAACGUUUUGAAAAAAAAAUGUGAUAGGAAUUUAGUUUUUUGCAUUGUCUUUCGUUACCAAAACAUUUUUUAGAAAAUGUUUUUCCUACAACUAUGAGAUUGCUUGUAUAAUUUUUUUUUCUCUUGUAAUAACCGAAGCACAUUUUUCUAGAUUUAGAAGAUGCAAAAAACUGUUUAAUUUAACUAGUGACGCAUUCUCGAUGUAAUAAAAUUAAAUCACGAUGGUGUAUACAGUAUGUCCCCGGAUAAGUGAACUCACGCUUGUAAGAGAAAAAGUUAUCUGUUUCAAUUUUUACUUUUCGAAGUUACUCUUUGACUAAAUUAUAAUACAUAAUAUUAUUUAAAUUUAGGAAAAUUGAGUAUGGAUCGUAGAUAGUCAAAAUAUUUUCCUGGUAUUUUUCAAAACUAAAAUUAUGUUAUAAAUUAGUCUUUUAACUGGACUGGAAAUUAAAUAGAAUCUCCGGGGACACACCAUAUUUGAAAAAAUUAAUUAUAACGAUUUUUGUAUAUUUUUUUUAUCAUGUUACGUUUGAAUUUAUUGUUAUUAAUUUGUUAUUCAUGAAAGUUGUACCAAAUAUCUUUCAUAAAAUUGGUAUUUUUUCUUAUUUGCCAUUUGAAAAAAAAACGAUAUUAGAAUUUCCAAUAGCUAAAAUAUUUAUGUAAAAAAAUAAUAAUUCAAUUACGUAUUGUUACAAACAUUUUGAUAAAAUUGUCAUGUAAGAGUACCUAUAUAUGUAUGUAAUUUAUGUUAUUAUUGCUUAUAACAAUUAAUUUAAAUAUUUAUUUGUAAAUUUUUAGACAAUGUAAUAUUUUCCAUAUAACAAACUGUGCUUUUAUUGUAUUGAAUAAAACUUCAUAUAAUCCAAA
Molecule: messenger RNA, 4954 nt
Organism: Diorhabda sublineata
Lineage: Eukaryota; Metazoa; Arthropoda; Insecta; Coleoptera; Chrysomelidae
Gene: syd
Product: JNK-interacting protein 3
Exons: 19
Coding region: 229-3918 (1229 amino acids)
Biological process (GO): vesicle-mediated transport
Cellular component (GO): cytoplasm
Molecular function (GO): JUN kinase binding; signaling receptor complex adaptor activity; MAP kinase scaffold activity
Source: RefSeq, a predicted model, not a curated record